Sphaeroforma arctica JP610 is the source of this 850-nucleotide messenger RNA. RefSeq lists its product as hypothetical. The record is from RefSeq and is a predicted model, not a curated record. Gene Ontology annotation, biological process: mitochondrial electron transport, cytochrome c to oxygen. Lineage: Eukaryota; Ichthyosporea; Ichthyophonida. Gene Ontology annotation, molecular function: enzyme regulator activity. The transcript is spliced from 3 exons. Gene Ontology annotation, cellular component: mitochondrial inner membrane. Bases 201 to 614 code for a protein of 137 amino acids.
GAGGCCAGAGAGCUCGCGGAUGCUUAUUCUCUUUCCAAUAUAGUUCCACACAUUGCUGGGGAAAUAGUACUACCGCCCACCCUACGUUGAAAAAUCAAAUCCUGAGGCUAUAUCAUAUACACUUUUGUGAAUAUUCUUAUUUGUUUGAUAGCGUACGCGUACACACCCAUAUCUACAUUCUAUCUUUCUAACUAUAUACCAUGCAAGCUCUAAUGGCAUUCCGCGCAAGAGCGCCCCUAAUCGCACGCACACAAGCGCGGAAUGCAAGCUCAGUAGCUAAACCCAUUUAUGCCCCGGAGUUUUCUGCCAUGUUGGGCAAAGAUGCCUCAACAAUGAACCAGGCGAGAGCCAAGGCCAUGGCUGAGAAUGCCAAGCACAACGCCGAGUCUAUCCAUCACGCCAGUGAAACCACUGACACAUGGAAGAAGAUCUCAUUAUUUGUUGCCAUUCCCGGGGUGUUCGCAAUUGCUUUCUACACCUUGUUUGUCAUGGACCAUCAACACUUUAAAAGCGAGGAUGACUUCGUUCAGUACGAUCACAUGAGAAAGCGCGUCAAGGCUUUCCCCUGGGGAACUGGAGAUGAUGCUCUAUUCAAAGGACCUAACAAUUACUAAGGAGUUCAAGGAGGUGCUUCAUUUCAGUGUACUCCAGACUAAUUGUGGUUUCAUGAUUAUGAGUUAGGAAGUGCUAUGCAGUCCUUCGUGUUCUGCACUGAGAGCCGUUGAAUAGGCGGUGAUGCGAAUUGUUGUUAACAAGUUUAGUACGAAAAAUAAAGAUUAUGGUCACGUACUAUUCUAUGUUAUGGGGUAUAAGUGUUUCUUUCGACAAGAUAGAGAACGGCUCCGCAUUG